GAAUGCGAUUUCGUUCGUGAAAAUAUUACGAGUACUUCGCGUUCUAAGGCCUCUGCGUGCCAUUAAUCGUGCCAAGGGACUUAAGCAUGUAGUUCAAUGUGUAAUAGUGGCUGUCAAGACAAUUGGAAAUAUUGUCUUAGUGACUUGCCUUCUGCAAUUCAUGUUUGCCGUAAUAGGAGUCCAGUUAUUUAAGUAUGUUGUGAAAUGUGUUGUAGUUGCAAUAAAAACAAUCGGUAAUAUCAUGCUAGUUACCUAUUUGCUACAAUUUAUGUUUGCCGUCAUUGGAGUACAGCUUUUCAAGGGAAAAUUCAGUUCUUGCUCGGAUGGCUCAAAAAUGCUUAGAGAAGAGUGCUUCGGCACCUACUUGUUUUACGAAGAUGGAGACGUGCAUAAGCCUCGGUUAAUGGAGCGCAUAUGGAGUCGAAAUAAAUUCCAUUUUGACGAUGUAGCUAAAGCUAUGCUAACUUUGUUCACAGUGUCAACUUUUGAGGGAUGGCCUGCGCUCUUAUAUGUAUCUAUUGAUUCAAACGUCGAAAAUAAUGGACCCAUACACAAUUUCCGUCCAAUUGUUGCUGCAUAUUAUAUAAUUUACAUAAUUGUAAUUGCUUUCUUCAUGGUGAACAUCUUCGUCGGCUUUGUGAUUGUAACAUUUCAGAAUGAAGGUGAACAAGAGUACAAAAAUUGUGAUUUGGACAAGAAUCAAAGAAAUUGCAUAGAAUUUGCACUUAAAGCGAAACCAGUGCGGCGGUAUAUUCCCAAGCACGGUAUACAAUACAAAGUAUGGUGGUUUGUCACGUCAUCCUCCUUUGAAUACACUAUAUUCAUUUUAAUUAUGAUCAACACUGUGACACUUGCAAUGAAAUAUCAUAAUCAGCCGCCGUGGUAUACAGAGCUGCUAGAUGCUCUAAAUAUGAUUUUUACGGCAGUUUUCGCGUUGGAAUUCGUAUUUAAGUUAGCUGCCUUCCGUUUCAAGAACUACUUUGGAGAUGCGUGGAAUGUUUUCGAUUUCAUUAUAGUGCUUGGUAGUUUUAUUGAUAUUGUUUAUUCUGAAAUAAAGAAUAAAGACAAUUCGUCUCUGGCUUGUGACAUCGUGGAGGGAUGUAAAGCUAAGGCCAAGGCAGGCUCAAACUUGAUUUCAAUAAACUUCUUUCGAUUAUUUCGCGUCAUGCGACUGGUUAAACUCUUAAGCAAGGGCGAAGGAAUAAGAACCCUUCUAUGGACAUUUAUUAAAUCAUUUCAAGCGCUUCCUUAUGUCGCCUUACUUAUUAUAAUGUUGUUUUUUAUUUAUGCUGUUAUCGGAAUGCAGGUUUUCGGAAAAAUUGUUCUGGAUGACGACACGGCCAUACACCGGAAUAAUAACUUUCAAACUUUUCCCCAAGCAGUGCUGGUUCUUUUUCGAUCUGCUACAGGGGAAGCCUGGCAAGAUAUUAUGAUGUCAUGCUCUACCGAUGAAGAUGUACAUUGCGAUCCCAACUCAGAUGCGCACAAAGACUGUGGAUCAAACAUUGCAUUUCCUUAUUUUAUAUCCUUCUACGUACUGUGCUCUUUCUUGAUUAUCAAUUUAUUUGUUGCUGUUAUUAUGGAUAAUUUUGAUUAUCUAACACGCGAUUGGUCAAUUUUGGGACCACAUCACUUAGACGAAUUUAUACGCCUUUGGAGUGAAUACGAUCCUGAUGCAAAAGGUCGCAUUAAGCAUUUAGAUGUGGUUACACUUUUGCGUAAAAUUUCGCCUCCAUUGGGUUUCGGAAAAUUAUGUCCGCAUCGCAUGGCAUGCAAGAGACUUGUAUCUAUGAAUAUGCCACUUAAUUCUGACGGAACUGUUCUUUUCAAUGCUACAUUAUUUGCUGUUGUACGAACUUCUCUCAGCAUAAAAACAGAUGGGAAUAUAGAUGAAGCUAACGCAGAGUUGCGUGCAACAAUAAAACAAAUUUGGAAACGCACUAACCUUAAGCUCUUAGAUCAGGUAGUGCCGCCACCAGGAAAUGAUGACGAGGUUACAGUUGGAAAAUUCUAUGCGACGUAUUUGAUUCAGGAUUACUUCAGACGUUUCAAAAAACGCAAAGAGCAGGAAGGUAAAGAAGGACAUUCAGAAAACGCGACCAUAACAUUACAAGCUGGCUUACGGACGUUGCAUGAGGUAUCGCCAGCAUUGAAGAGAGCUAUAUCCGGAAACUUAGACGAAUUAUCUGAGGAGCCUGAACCAAUGCACAGACGACACCAUACUCUUUUUGGUACUGUGUGGUCAUCCUUCCGGCGACAUGGUAACAGUUUUAGACAUGACCGAAAAAAUCAAAAAACGCAACUUAAUGGAAAUGUUAGCGGUGCCGAAUCAACACCAGUCGGGACAAACUCUUUUGAAGCGAAUGCCAUGUACGACGUCAAUCGCUGUAGUGUAGCUGAUAGUAUAAAUCAUAUAACAAAAAGUCUUAUGCAAGCACGUUUCGGUUCUCAACCAACCGAAAGUAGUGGCAGCAAUAACGCUGAUUACCAUGAUUUCAAUGUUCGUGGUGAAAUGCGAACUUUUAGUGAAAGCAUCUCCAUGCGUCCACUUGUAAUGAAUAGCGGCAACGACGGCAGUGCAAUGAUUACUCCGACUUCAGGGCGUAUCUCUAUCCAAGGUAGUCCAAUAGCUGGUGCAGAAUCCUAUGAGUGA
Molecule: messenger RNA, 2653 nt
Organism: Anastrepha obliqua
Lineage: Eukaryota; Metazoa; Arthropoda; Insecta; Diptera; Tephritidae
Product: voltage-dependent calcium channel type D subunit alpha-1-like
Exons: 12
Coding region: 161-2653 (830 amino acids)
Biological process (GO): calcium ion import across plasma membrane
Cellular component (GO): membrane; voltage-gated calcium channel complex
Molecular function (GO): high voltage-gated calcium channel activity
Source: RefSeq, a predicted model, not a curated record